Molecule: messenger RNA, 1042 nt
Organism: Raphanus sativus (radish)
Lineage: Eukaryota; Viridiplantae; Streptophyta; Magnoliopsida; Brassicales; Brassicaceae
Product: transcription factor MYB32
Exons: 2
Coding region: 135-947 (270 amino acids)
Source: RefSeq, a predicted model, not a curated record
AGAAAGAGUUUAGGCUUGUCCUCACCUUCCUCCUCCAACUCUCUCUCUCUCUCUCUCUCUCUCUCUCUCUCUCUCAAAACAUAUCUCCAUAAAGCCCUAGUUUCAUCAUCACAAGAUCAUCAUCAUAAGAAGAUAUGGGAAGGUCUCCAUGCUGCGAGAAAGACCACACGAACAAAGGAGCUUGGACUAAGGAAGAAGACCAUAAGCUCAUCUCUUACAUCAAAUCUCACGGCGAAGGCUGUUGGCGUUCUCUCCCUGCAUCCGCCGGCCUUCUCCGCUGCGGCAAAAGCUGCCGUCUCCGUUGGAUUAACUACCUCCGUCCUGAUCUCAAGAGGGGUAACUUCACCCUCGAAGAAGAUGAUCUCAUCAUCAAACUACAUAGCCUCCUUGGAAACAAGUGGUCUCUUAUUGCGACGAGGUUACCGGGAAGAACAGACAACGAGAUUAAAAACUACUGGAAUACACAUGUAAAGAGGAAGCUUAUAAGAGGAGGGAUUGAUCCCGCUACUCAUCGGCCGAUCAAAGCUCGUCGAGAUUCGCCUGAGUUUAGAGAAACAGAGGACUCGCUUGUAAAGGUUCUCUCUUUCGGUCCUCAGUUGGAGAAAGAGGAAGGUUUUGGGGAGGAGAGAAGAUAUCAAAAGGGUUCGGCUUGCAAAAACGAGAGCUUAGAUUUGAAUCUUGAGCUUAGAAUCAGCCCGCCCUGCCAAAACCAACAGCACCGUGAUGAGACUAAACUCCAGUUUGGGAAAGAGAAGUAUCGCUGCGGCGCGUGUCGUUUUGGGUUAAGAAACGCCAAGGAGUGUAGCUGCGGUAAUGUGAAAUGUCAGAUAGAGGAUAGUAGUAGUAGCAGCUACUCUUCAAGCGACAUUAGUAGUAGUAUUGUUGGUUAUGACUUCUUGGGUUUAAACACUAGUGUCGUGGAUUUUACUAGCUUGGAAAUGAACUGAAAUGAACAAUAUUUAAAAAAAAGGCUUUAGAGACUCUUUCUUGUACAUUCUAAAAUCUUCUAAGUUUGAACACCAAUCGGAGCCAUUAAAGAAAA